GUUAAGAUAUACAUUCGAUCGUGUAGUGGUGUAGCAGCGAGCCUAUGAGCAUGGCGGGAGAGGCGGGGCGGAAGGGCCGCGCCGCUGGGUGUAGUGGAGGAGACAGGGCCAUUCGCCGUCGUUGGGUUCAAAGUGACGUGUGACGAGAUGUCGAGAUGUCGAGAUGCGCAGGGAGAGGUUAGGCCUGGUUCCAAGGUUACACAUGGGUCUAUUGGCCUGUUCCAGCGUUCCAAAAUUCCUUCCUUGGACGCUGUUGACGCUGCUGACGCUGCCCGUUGUCAAGGCUGCCUGUCUGCCAAGCCUUACCGCCUCGACUCGUCGCCCCUCCAAGACGGGCGGGGAGCUUCACCACAAUUCCCCGCCGUAUCAGCUCAACCUCUCCACGCCACCACCACCAUCACCACCAUCACCAUCACCAUGGCCGACUCCUCCGCUUCUGCAACGGACGCCGUACCCGCCGAAUCACCAGCUCAGACCAAAGCACGACUGAGGAGAGAGCGGCUUGCCGCCAAAAGUGGAGCCUCCCGUCUGCAGCAGAUCACAGCACUGCAGGGAGGGCCGCCCAAGGAUAUCAGCGAGCUCCAAAAGGACGUGCCAGGUACCAUCAUCGCCUCCUUCAACUACUUCUCUUGAGCUGAUGCCGCCAUCGCAGUCAAACCCUCAGCAUCUCCUUCCCAGCUUACACCCGCUUUCUCUGGACCCGCUACGCCAGACCCUGACGAGAUAGACAUCUCCCAGCAC
Messenger RNA from Cucurbitaria berberidis CBS 394.84, 741 nucleotides. RefSeq lists its product as uncharacterized. The record is from RefSeq and is a predicted model, not a curated record. The transcript has a single exon. The coding region runs from base 148 to 633 and encodes 161 amino acids. Lineage: Eukaryota; Fungi; Ascomycota; Dothideomycetes; Pleosporales; Cucurbitariaceae.